This is a messenger RNA of Filobasidium floriforme, 1854 nucleotides long. RefSeq lists its product as uncharacterized. The record is from RefSeq and is a predicted model, not a curated record. Bases 1 to 1854 code for a protein of 617 amino acids. The transcript has 6 exons. NCBI's taxonomy places the organism in Eukaryota, Fungi, Basidiomycota, Tremellomycetes, Filobasidiales, Filobasidiaceae.
AUGAACAAGGUCAACGGAAAGCUUUCAGAUAGGCAAAAGCGUCAAGCUGGCUUCCUUGCUGAUUGGGAGGUCGGUUUCAGCUCAAAUAUGGGAAGAGACCAUGUUCUGUCUGUAGAGGCUAAAGACCUUCGGUUGGUAUUGAAUGACUUGGAAAAUCCUCGUCCGAGGAUCGAGCAUCAUGCGAGCCGCAAGGAUCAGACAUACUUUGAGGAAGAACUCUAUACAACGACGAACUGCACUUGGGUUUGGCCUAUCCAUGUUGCGGUCUCCGAGGUCGAACCUGUCCAGGAAACUCCCAAUACCAUUUAUUCUGGCUUCACUGGCAUCAUUGACUCUCCCUUUCCAAGUGGAUUUUCACAGUCAGGAGUGGGAGGUUUCAGGGAGGGUGAUUCGCUAAUCGAGGAUAACCCCAUCCGCUCCAACACCGGAUACGGCUCGAUGACCGCAUUUACUCGAUCCGUUGAUCUUGCGGCCAAGAUGAAUCAUAAGUCUGAGUCCCGCGCAGUGGCUGAAACGCAACAAUCGCGCUUGAAGACGGGACAGCAGAAAUUGCUUCCGCAUUGCCGCUUCGAGACAUUCAGCUUCCUAUGUAUACAUCGCCUUUACGGUGCACUCGCCAACAUCCCAUUGUCUCGUGGAGUCCGGUUGAGACUUGACGGCAGAUCCUGGAGACAGAAUAAAACGAAUCUGCCAUUAGAUAUGGAUACCCGUUUCAUAUGCAAGUAUAGCCCGUCAAAACCAAGUGCGACUGGUGCGCCUGAAGGGUACGGCCGACGAUGGACAGCUAGCCUUGAUUUUGAGGGACAGGAACUCGAUCUGUUCGGAGACUUUGUGCAGCAACAUGGACACUUCUGGACCAGUAUUCGACCUACUCUCGAUCGACAUCUGCACCAAUUAGCGAAUGAAAUCGAGGCAUUCUUUCUCCGGAUGAAUGGCGACCUCACAAACCCUCGGCAUUACAAGGACUGGGCGAGAAUUGCGGUUAUAGCGUUCGAUAGUCGAGCAGUCAAAUGGAAAGAGAAUAUGGAACAAGUCAAUUCCAGUCUCUCGAGGAAACAAGUCGACUCCCACUUUCUGCCUGAAGUCUCUUUUGGUUUCGCUCCCGAUAAGGGGAAGUUAUACACCAUUCACAUCGAAAUCGUUGAUCUACAGUCACACUGGGACAGUCCUGGGCCUAGGAUACAGGUAGAGGGUACCAUCGAUCUGACUCCUGCGCAAGACCUCGCGUCAAGCCAGUGGAUCUGCACGUGGCCUAUCAAGAUUGGCGCCAUCUCAGAGGGUCGCGCACGGCCCAAGGAUGACCAGAUCUCGUAUCAGACCGGCUCCAAGUCAGCGACUACCGCGUCAAAUAUCAGCCUACAGAACACGCAGUCCAUUCAAACCGCCAACGACCGGGGUAAGGACCUUGCCGGGCACCACAUCAUUGACCUCUCUGGGACAGAAACUUCUGCGAUGACCAAGGAGAGUCUUCAAGGGUCUGCCCCGCAGAUUUUCGACUGCGCAGAAACGCCCUACAGCUGGCUCACGGAGUUGUUCCGUACCGAGUUCCGACUGAUUAGCUCGAAUUGGGGGUCGAGUUCGAUGAUAUCGACUGAUCAGAAAGAUCUUAUGCCACCUAAGGAGCUGAUAAUGGCAACUAUCCCAUCCAAUUAUAUUCCGAACGAAACCAAGUGCGAUUGCCCUUUCGCGGCGAGUAUGGUCAAGCUCGAUCGGCAAGAAAUGGCCAAACGAGAAGCAGGAACGCUGUCGAAACAGCUGCCUGUCUACCUAUUGUACAACCACCUUUUUGAGACUCUGCUCAAUUCUCGAAGCUCACCACCCGACCCCUUGCCCGCUUUGGGCAGGGAAACUUGA